AUGAAUUCAAAAGAAACCUUUCCUCAACCUUAUUUCGUGGCUCAUCAAUGUUUGAAAAGAAGUGUCAUAUAUUUCUUCGUAUUAUUAAUCGUGGUAGGAUAUAUUUUUUAUGAUGAUGAUACAGCGAAAGGAAUCAUUAAUCCUAAAAAACAGACCAAUAAAACUGUUUCAUAUGACGAUCCUUCCAUAACUAUUGAAAUUGAUGACGAUGGAAAUAUUACGACAGUAAUUCAUUCAGAUAAUCAAACAAAUGUGGAUAAUAAUGUAUUAUUAAUGAGUGAUGAAGAGAUUAAUCAAAGAUAUUGUGGAAAUGAUAAAUGUAAAUUCUUAUUCGUUUAUAAUCAACCUGAUGAAGAAAAUUUGGCCAAUCAACAUAUGAGAAAUUUUAUUCAAUUAGCAGAAAAAUUAAAUCGUACAAUGGUAUUAACAAAUGUUGGUAAUUCAAGAAUUUCAUCAUGUAGAAAAUUUCCUUUUAAUUUUUAUUAUUCUAUUGAUUCACUUUUAAAAGAAUAUCCUCACGUUUCUUUUAUUACACAAGAAAAUUUUAAAAAAUGGACAAAAUUAAGACAUGAAAAACCAACCACUCAACAUAUUUAUAUUGCAAGAGGUGGAACAAAUUCUACUAUAAAUAUAGUAAAUCAAAAAUCUUCAAAUAUAGAAUUAAUUCAAAGGAAGAAUUGUUUAAAUCAAUUUAAUAUGAAAUUUAAUAAUGAUAGUAUAUUUAAAAAAAUUCGUACUGGUAAAGGAUUUUGGAUAUUAGAUGAAACUAGAUCUCAAUUUUCAAAAUUUUUAAUAGAUAAUUUAAAAGAAAUUGAUGAAGAAAUCAUUUUAUUAAAUCAUGAAAUAAGAAAACCUUUCUUUUCAAAUAAUCUUCCUAAAAUAGAAUAUUCUAAACGUAUAUUACAAGAAGCUGAUAGAAUAGUUAAUGAUUUACAACCUUUUAUAUCAAUUUAUUGGCGUACGGUAAAUGCUUUACCUACAUCAUCUCAAUUACCUGAAUGCGCUCAAAGGUUGGUAGAAACUUUAAAAAGGGUUAAGACAAGUUUAGGAAUUGAGAAUGUUUAUCUUACCACAGAUUAUCCAAUGAUUUCUUCUGGAAAAAAUCAAGAUUAUCAUAAAGCAAUGGAAAUUUUAAAUUCCACAAUAAAAUUUAAUACUUGGAUUACAAUGAAAUCUUUUAAUAAUCUUUUAAAGAAUGAUAAUAUUAGAGAGAACACAAAAGAAUUUAAUGGACGUGGAAUUAAUGGAAUUUUAGAUAAAUUAAUUGCUAUUAAUUCAGAUUAUUUUUUAACAAAUCCUCCAGAUUGUGGAAUCAAUUAUAAAGAUGAUUUUAUUUUGGAUGUUACAAGUUCAAGAAGUGAAUUGAUGAAUGAAGGAAAUCAAAGAUUAUUAAAUUUGAUUACUCAUUGGUAA
Rhizophagus irregularis DAOM 181602=DAOM 197198 is the source of this 1413-nucleotide messenger RNA. RefSeq lists its product as uncharacterized. The record is from RefSeq and is a predicted model, not a curated record. Lineage: Eukaryota; Fungi; Glomeromycota; Glomeromycetes; Glomerales; Glomeraceae.